AUGAUGCUGAGAAGCUCCUCAACGCCACUUCUUGGAUCCCUCCUGCCACCAUCUGAGAGCCCCAACAACCACCAUGACACCGCCCUCCACCCACACAAAUCCUCCACAAUCCACAAAUUCUCAUUUCCAUCGCCUGGAUCUCAACAUUUCACCCCACUUUCAUGCAGCUCCUCUCCUAUCUCACCUUCACCUUCCUUCAGUAAUGGCGGAAUGCGGAGAGCACAAUCAGAAGGGAACUUGGAAAGCUUGAUGAGUUCCAGUUCCAGCAAUGGCAAUGAUGAAGAAUUCAGUUUCUUCAAACAACCCAAAAAAGUAAGUAGGCUUCACAGUUCUUUACUGGAGACAAUCCCAUCUUUCUCUUACCACAACUCAAGAUUCAAGUCCGAUGAAGAUGAAUCCAGUGGCCACGAAGAACAAGAGGAAGACGACGACUUCCAUGGUUUUAAUAUAGAAAACAAGGUUUUGAACUUGAAUAAACAAAUGGAUUUGGGGAUAAAAGACGACUAUAUGCGGGAAACUGGUUCACAAAUGUAUCUUGCAAAAGGGUUAGGAGUUGAUACUCAUACUGGAAGUGGUGCUGCAGGUGGUGGUGGUGGUGGUCGGAAGCUUUCUCAAGGGGGUGGCGGUGGUGGUGGUGACAACCACGAUGUGGAGGAGCAUUAUAGGAAGACGGUGAAUGAGAAUCCGGGGAAUCCUCUGUUUCUACGGAAUUAUGCUCAAUAUCUAUAUCAGUCGAAGAAAGAUCUUGAAGGAGCAGAGGAAUAUUACUGUAGGGCUAUCCUAGUGGAUCCUAACGAUGGUGAAAUUCUUUCACAGUAUGCGAAGCUACUAUGGGAGCUUCAUCACGAUAAAGACAGAGCAACAUGUUACUUUGAAAGAGCAGUCCAAGCAGCUUCUGAAGAUAGCUAUGUUCAUGCAGCUUAUGCAAGUUUCUUAUGGGAAAUAGAUGGUGAAGAAGACGAAGAAGAGGAAGAUGAAGAAGGGUAUUAUAGUAAAAAUAAGUCACCAAUCUUCAACAAUGAAACAAUGGCUUCUGCAACUGCUUAA
Lactuca saligna is the source of this 1047-nucleotide messenger RNA. Lineage: Eukaryota; Viridiplantae; Streptophyta; Magnoliopsida; Asterales; Asteraceae. The record is from the annotation of a GenBank genome assembly.